AUGAGGAAGAAUAGCGAUGGCCAGAUUCGCGAGCGAGAGUGGGUGUGCUCUAGGGAAGGGUCUAGGUUAGAGGCAAAUUUAAAUAGGCAGGAUAAAAAAACGGAACCGAAGAAAAUUACCAGAGUCCAUUGUAAGGUUGCAUUCCGGGUUAAUCUGAUUAAGUGUAGUGGUAAAUGGAGUUGCAAGGAGUUCUUAACAGAACACUCACAUCCGGUCACCAUCAAUGACCACAAGCAGUUUCUACGGUCCAACAGGUUUGUGUCACCUGGUGAUCUUCAGCAGGCAAAGUCAAUGAAGGAUGCACGUGUUAGAACAUGCCACAUAAUGUUGUACAUGGCCGACAAGGUGGGGGGUUAUCAUAAAUUGUCGUUCACGGUGAAAGACCUGUACAAUCGUAUGUCUGCUGCAACAAAUGUGCAGUUUGCAGGAUCGGACGCGGGUCGUGCUGUCGGGUAUCUAGAGCAUAAAGAUGAUCACGACCCGAGAUUUUAUGGAAUAUUCUCGUACGACAACAAAAGACGACUUUUAAACUUGUUUUGGGCGGAUGGGAAGUCAAGAUUGGACUAUGAGAUGUAUGGACAUGCAAUCGCAUUUGACUCAACAUAUAAGACCAAUAGUUAUGGCAAACCGUUACUUGUAUGGGUGGGAGUCAACAACCAUUUCAGGACUACCAUACUAGGCCAUGCAAUUCUCGCAAACGAGUCUGCAAGCAGCUACAUGUGGGCGACACGAGCCUUUUUAGAAUGUAUGGAUGAGGCUCAACCCAAAACAGUUGUCACCGAUGACGAUGAGGCGAUUGCAAUAGCAAUAGAGGCUUUGAUCCCAAAUGCAACCCACCGCCUUUGUUAUUGGCAUAUGCACAACAAAGCUGUUAAGAAGGUGAAAGACCCAAGUUUCAGCGAAAGCCUAACAAAGCUGGUGUUCAAGUAUUAUGAUGUUGACGAGUUUGAGGAGAAAUUCAGUGAAGUUAUGAUACAGUAUGGGUUGCAAGGAAAGAAGUAUGGUACUAAAUUGUACAAUACAAGACAUAAAUGGGCAGAGACCUACUUGAGAGGGAACUUUUUCUGUGGCAUGUCAACCACCUAA
Humulus lupulus (European hop) is the source of this 1086-nucleotide messenger RNA. Its product is annotated as protein FAR1-RELATED SEQUENCE 5-like. The record is from RefSeq and is a predicted model, not a curated record. NCBI's taxonomy places the organism in Eukaryota, Viridiplantae, Streptophyta, Magnoliopsida, Rosales, Cannabaceae. Bases 1 to 1086 code for a protein of 361 amino acids. The transcript has a single exon.